Molecule: messenger RNA, 555 nt
Organism: Hyaloperonospora brassicae
Lineage: Eukaryota; Oomycota; Peronosporomycetes; Peronosporales; Peronosporaceae
Source: the annotation of a GenBank genome assembly
AUGGCUACCGAAGACUCGACGGCGACACGUGCCCCCAAGAAACAACGCACUGGGGGUCCACUGUCAACUGCCGCAUCCACAACCGCUCGAGCCAAGUUUGCGUUCGGAUCGCGACUUCCUGAUGCAAAGGAGAGCAAGUUGAAGCGACCGAAGAUGAGUGGGAAUCGGAAGCAUCAGCUGCUGACAUCUCGAAUGCGGUGGGAAAACAGUGUGCGGACGUUGACUGAUGUUCGCACACGAAGGAGGUCCGCCUCACAAGACUCGGACGAAGCGACGACGUCCAAGACGAAGCCCGUGUAUCGAAAUACAGCACUGUCUUCGGUGAGCAGUCAUCUGCCAGCUUUGACAAAAGUGCCGCAACAGUUGAGCUACAGGAAUGGUUCUUCGAGACUCAGAGAGCGGGGUGGCCCUGAUGAGCAAGAGCGAGUUGCAGACUUGGAAGCAGCUACGACACCUACGUUCUGGAUAAAACGGCGGAAGGAAGUAGAAGCAGCGAUGAAGGAACUGGACGCGGUCGGGGAACGAAUCAUGGCGAUUAGUAGCUUGUGCCCCUAG